Molecule: messenger RNA, 2379 nt
Organism: Balaenoptera musculus (blue whale)
Lineage: Eukaryota; Metazoa; Chordata; Mammalia; Artiodactyla; Balaenopteridae
Gene: NUP54
Product: nucleoporin 54
Exons: 12
Coding region: 125-1654 (509 amino acids)
Biological process (GO): NLS-bearing protein import into nucleus; protein localization to nuclear inner membrane; nuclear pore organization
Cellular component (GO): nuclear pore; nuclear pore central transport channel
Molecular function (GO): structural constituent of nuclear pore
Source: RefSeq, a predicted model, not a curated record
GCCUCUUAGGCUAGGCCAGAAAAGAGGCGGAACGCCGAGAUCCGGGAGUGGUUUCCCCGCGGAUCGCAGAGCGGAGUGCACCGAGCGCCGCGGGAGCAGCACCUUGGUCCCCUGCUCCCGCGACAUGGCCUUCAACUUUGGGGCUCCCUCGGGCACCUCUGGUACAGCUGCAGCCACCGCGGCCCCCGCGGGUGGGUUUAGUGGAUUUGGGACGCCGUCUACAACAGCAGGUUCUGCGUUCAGCUUUUCUGCUCCAGCUAACACGGGCACUACUGGACUCUUCGGUGGUGCUCAGAACAAAGGUUUUGGAUUUGGCACUGGCUUUGGUACAACAGCUGGAACUAGUACUGGUUUAGGUACUGGUUUGGGAACUGGACUUGGAUUUGGAGGAUUUCAUACACAGCAGCAGCAGCAGCAACAGACUACAUUAGGUGGUCUCUUCAGCCAGCCUACACAAGCUCCUGCCCAGUCCAACCAACUGAUAAAUACUGCAAGUGCUCUUUCUGCUCCAACACUGCUGGGAGAUGAGAGAGAUGCUAUUUUGGCAAAAUGGAAUCAACUACAGGCCUUUUGGGGAACAGGAAAAGGAUAUUUCAACAGUAACAUUCCACCAGUGGAAUUCACACAAGAAAACCCAUUUUGCCGUUUUAAGGCAGUAGGUUAUAGUUGUAUGCCCAAUAAUAAAGAUGAAGAUGGGCUAGUGGUUUUAGUUUUCAACAAAAAAGAAACAGAUAUUCGAAGCCAGCAACAGCAAUUGGUAGAAUCAUUGCAUAAAGUUUUGGGAGGAAACCAGACCCUUACGGUAAAUGUAGAGGGUAUUAAAACAUUGCCAGAUGAUCAGACAGAAGUUGUCAUUUAUGUUGUUGAGCGUUCUCCAAAUGGUACUUCAAGAAGAGUUCCAGCUACAACACUAUAUGCCCAUUUUGAACAAACCAAUAUAAGAACACAGUUGCAGCAACUUUGUGUAACCCUUUCUAUGACUAGAACAGAACUUUCUCCUGCACAGAUCAAACAGCUUUUACAGAAUCCUCCCGCUGGUGUUGAUCCAAUUAUCUGGGAACAAGCCAAGGUGGAUAACCCUGAUUCUGAAAAGUUAAUUCCUGUACCAAUGGUGGGUUUCAAAGAACUUCUUCGAAGACUGAAGGUUCAAGAUCAGAUGACUAAGCAGCAUCAGACCAGAUUAGAUAUCAUAUCUGAAGAUAUUGGUGAAUUACAGAAGAAUCAAACUACAACUAUGGCCAAAAUUGCACAAUACAAGAGGAAACUCAUGGACCUUUCCCAUAGAACCUUACAGGUCCUAAUCAAACAGGAAAUUCAGAGGAAGAGCGGGUAUGCCAUCCAGGCUGAUGAAGAGCAGCUGCGAGUUCAGCUAGAUACAAUUCAGUGUGAACUAAAUGCCCCUACUCAGUUUAAGGGCCGACUGAAUGAACUGAUGUCCCAAAUCAGGAUGCAGAAUCAUUUUGGAGCAGUCAAAUCUGAAGAAAGGUAUUACAUAGAUGCAGAUCUGUUACGAGAAAUCAAGCAGCAUUUGAAACAACAACAGGAAGGCCUUAGCCACUUGAUUAGCAUCAUAAAAGAUGACUUAGAAGAUAUCAAGUUGGUAGAACAUGGAUUGAAUGAAACCAUCCACAUCAGAGGUGGUGCCUUCAGUUGACAGUUCACAAACUUGUGUUAAAGGUUUGUGAAAUACAUUUUCUUGUUAUAUCAGGCCUUCCUUAAGAAUGGAACUGACCACGUGGAGGGGAAAAGAAAGAAAACAAUCCUCUCUCCUGACUUGGUUUUUGAGAAGGUUCCUGACAAAUUAUUGUUCAUCAAAUCUGAAAUAACUGUCACUUCACUGCUCUUCAGAGAUAGCCUUUGAAAGAUUUACAUCUAAAAGCUGUAAUUACUUUAAAAAAGAAGUACAUAAUUACCAAAAAUAUUUCCUAUUGUAUAUUUUUACAACAGCACUCUUCUUAAAAAUAAUCAGUGUUUAAUGAUUAUUCUCCAUUGAGCCUGUAUUCUGCUCUCCAUAGCAAGUAAAUAGGAAAUGUCUACUUUUUGCACAGAACAAACUGUAUAAUUACUUGGCUGUUGGAGAUUUGUACUUCAGAAUGUAAAUGUAUGUCAGUUUUUAUAUUUGUGAAUUCAUCUGUGGGAGGAGUAAAGAAAAUCCAAGAGUAUUUAAUGAUUAAUGUGGUUUUCUUUUCAUUCUAUAAAGAUUUGAAAAUAUAUUUUUAUAUUAUUUUACUUAUUUGGAAUUUACAGAACACACCUAAGCAAUUAGGAUAUAACAAAAUUACAUUUUAUCGUUUUUACAACUUUUUUUUAAACCUCUUUAUUUCUAAAAAAGAUGAAAAGUUAUAAAUAAAUUCUUGAUUAUAAUUACUUUUUAUAUAA